AAACACACACUCACACACUCACUGACACUUUUUAAACCCACUUCGAAGUUUCUGGCAAGUUGAGCGUAGUUAUAAACAUAUCCAUCAAGCACUCUCUCUAUAUCUCUAUCUAAAGAGAAACUACUCCAAAGUUCAAACAUGGGAAGAAGAAGAAGAAGCUCAAGCUCAUCAUUUCUAUCACUCUUCAUCUUCCUUGUCUCAUUCACUUCUCUCCCCAUUCCUUCUCUCUCUUCCGACACAGACACCUUUGUCUUCGGAGGCUGCACUCAACAAAAAUACACACAAAACUCACCCUACGAAUCCAACCUCAACUCCCUCCUCACCUCUCUUGUAAACUCAGCCACCUACAGUUCCUACAACAACUACACCAUCACUGCCUCAACCCCACAAGACACACUCUACGGCCUUUACCAAUGCCGUGGGGACCUUUCCAUGCCUGACUGUGCAACUUGUGUGGCUCGCUCGGUCACCCAAUUCGGCGUUUUGUGCCCCCAAACUUGUGGUGGAGCCGUACAGCUUCAAGGGUGUUAUGUCAAGUACGAUAAUGCUACGUUUCUAGGUGUGGAGGACAAGACUGUGGUGUUGAAGAAAUGUGGACCGUCGAUUGGGUAUGAUGAUGAUGCUAUGAGCCGUAGAGAUGCGGUGUUGGGUGCUUUGGCUAGCUCUGGAGGGCCAUAUAGGGUUGGGGGGUCCGGUGAGGUACAAGGUGUGGCACAGUGUGUUGGGGAUUUGAGCUCGGGUGAGUGUCAGGAUUGUGUGUCUGAGGCCAUCGGACGGUUGAAAAGCGAUUGCGGUGGGGCUGUUUAUGGUGAUAUGUUCUUGGCUAAGUGUUAUGCAAGGUACCAGACUGGUAGUGCACACAGUAUUUACUCCAAGGCUCAUCAUGAUAAAUCGACUACUGACGGUGAGAAGACAUUCGCAAUAAUAAUUGGAUUAUUAACCGGAGUGGCUCUACUCAUUAUUUUCCUUACAUUCAUAAGAAAGGUGUUCGAGGGACCAGGUAAAUAAAUUAUAUAUUUGUCAAAGUUAUCGGCACUCAGCACUCAAAUUCUCGACCUCUCCUCAAGUGAUUUGCUUUUUUAGACUCUGGCUCUUUUUGCUUCCUUUUUUUCCCCAAUGAUGCCUACUUUUCCUCUGCCUCUAUCUUUUUCCUUUGUUCUUCUCUUGGAUUUGCUUUAUUUCUCACUCCAAAAGGAGGAUUAUAAGAAGGAUUGAAAGACUUGUGAUGGGGCACUUACUUGGAAAAAACCAAAGUUUAAAAGGGGAUAAGAGGAGACUAAAAGAUUCCACUUUCUUUUCCUAUUGACAAAGCUGUUUUGUCUAAAUAUGAAAAUGGCAUAUUCUUUAUGUAAA
Messenger RNA from Quercus lobata, 1353 nucleotides. RefSeq names its product plasmodesmata-located protein 7-like. NCBI's taxonomy places the organism in Eukaryota, Viridiplantae, Streptophyta, Magnoliopsida, Fagales, Fagaceae. Gene Ontology annotation, cellular component: plasmodesma. The coding region runs from base 139 to 1008 and encodes 289 amino acids. The transcript has 3 exons. The record is from RefSeq and is a predicted model, not a curated record.